AUCAAGCGUAAUCUUGACAGUGAUCAACAGACGCCGUGGUGAACACACGAUGACUUCUCUGGGGAAAUUGACUCAAAACUUGACCCAUGUCUUGAAAAACUUAAAUACGACUUCAUGUAUUUCUGCUACAGGUUUAUCCAACCAACAGAAGAGAUGGACUGGAAAUUUAUCUCGUCCAGAAAUUGCCCAGGCUGAUAACAUGAUGGCCGUUGGGAACAGAAGAAUAUUUUCGGAAGAACAUGACAUGUUCAGAGAAAAUGUCAGACGAUUUUUUCAGGAAGAAGUGCUUCCUCAUCACUCAAAAUGGGAAAAAGAAGGACAACUCAGCAGAGAGGUUUGGGAGAAAGCUGGAGCAAAUGGAUUACUAGGAGUGAACACACCUGAAAAGUUUGGUGGUGUUGGUGGAGAUCUUCUGUCAACAGCAAUCACAUGGGAGGAACAGAUGUAUGUAAAUUGUUCAGGACCUGGUUUUACACUUCAUUCUGAUAUUGUUAUGCCCUAUAUAACGCAUUACGGAACACCAGAACAAGUAGAAAAGUUCAUACCCAGAAUGGUAGCUGGAACAUGUAUCGGUGCCAUAGCUAUGUCAGAGCCAGGUGCAGGAAGUGAUCUUCAAGGUAUCAGGACAAAUGCUAAGCAGGAUGGUGAUGAUUGGAUACUAAAUGGCAGUAAAGUAUUUAUAACUAAUGGUUGGAUGGCAGAUGUGGUUAUAGUUGUAGCUAUCACUAAUCCCACAGCCAAAUCUGCUGCACACGGAAUCAGUCUGUUUUUGGUCGAGGAAGGCAUGAAAGGAUUUGUUAAAGGAAGAAAGCUGGAGAAGAUUGGUUUUAAAGCUCAGGACACUGCUGAGUUAUUUUUUGAAGAUAUCCGAUUACCAAAAUCAGCCUUACUUGGAGAAGCAAACAAAGGCUUCUACUACCUCAUGCAAGAAUUACCUCAGGAAAGACUUCUUAUUGGUGCUAUGGGACUGGCUUCGUGUGAAUUUAUGUUUGAAGAAACAAGAAAUUAUGUCAAAACAAGGAAGGCUUUUGGUAAAACAUUGAGUCACUUACAGACCAUGCAACAUAAACUAGCAGAGUUGAAGACAGAGAUCAGUGUAGGAAGAGCCUUUAUGGACAAUUGUUUAGAGAUACAUAAUGAAAAAGGACUGGAUAAUGUCAUGGCUUCAAUGGCUAAAUAUUGGGCAUCUGAUUUACAAAAUAGUGUGGCAACAAGAUGUCUGCAGAUGCAUGGAGGCUGGGGCUAUAUGUGGGAGUAUCCUAUAGCAAGGGCCUUUGUUGAUGCAAGAGUUCAACCAAUCUAUGGUGGUAGUAAUGAAAUUAUGAAAGAACUUAUAGCUAGAAGUAUUGUUAGUAACUGAAGACAAAGAAUUUGAAGUGUUGUGACAAUCUUUAGGUCAAUGACUUGCCAGGAUAAUUCAUUACGAUGAUCUGCUACAUACACUAUUUCUAAACUUCCAUAACAUAUAUCCUUCGUACCAAUUAAUUAAAGAAAACUUUGAAGUAAAGAAUAGUGUAUUUGAUUUGAAAUAGACAUAAUUUUUGAUUUUAUAGAAAAAUACAAUUGAUUUUGAUAUAUAAGUUAUUGGUAUUCAGUAUAUUAUACUGUUGAUGGAUUGUAUGUUCUAUGCCUACUAGUUUUGAUAAAGAGGUUAUGGCUACAAUACCAGUAAAUUUAAUAAAAAAAAAAACUAGACAUAUUUAACUAUUGAAUGACAAACUUUACACCUAACUAGCUUAUAAGAUAUUAGUGUUGAAACCUUGACAAGAUAUGUAUAUAAGCCAAAACACCUGUAAAUUUUAAUCAAGAAAGACACUUGGAAAACAUAUUUAUGGCUUUUUGUUUAAAACUUUUUUUCAUACCGAAAUUGCAUGCUAAAUAUAAAAAUUUCCUCUAUAAAUAAGUACCAUAUUUAUAAAGAUUUAUUAUUUGUCACCAUAUGAUAUAAUUAAGAUAAUUCAACCAAUAGACUCAAUACUGUGUGUACUAAGUAAUUUUAUAUGAUGGGAACAGUGUACUUGAUUACUGAUACUUAUUAUCAGAGUUAUUAGUUUAUUUAUCCUAGAAAAUUGUUACAAAUUAAUGUUUAUAUAUCAGCAUUCUGUGAUAGUCAUCGUCUAUUUUCUACAUGCAUUUUACUUCACUUCGUAAUAUUUAUAUAGUGAUUAAAAGUCAGACUCGUAAUAUUUAACCUUGUUAUAAAAAUUGCAGUGUUUGUUGAACAAUUGUAUUUUGAGAAGAAGAAGAUAAUUUAUGUAAACUGUGUAACUAUUCUUAAAAAGAAGAUACAGAAAAUUA
Messenger RNA from Mytilus californianus (California mussel), 2298 nucleotides. RefSeq names its product long-chain specific acyl-CoA dehydrogenase, mitochondrial-like. Bases 50 to 1360 code for a protein of 436 amino acids. Gene Ontology annotation, cellular component: mitochondrion. The transcript has 9 exons. Gene Ontology annotation, biological process: fatty acid beta-oxidation using acyl-CoA dehydrogenase; carnitine metabolic process, CoA-linked; long-chain fatty acid catabolic process. NCBI's taxonomy places the organism in Eukaryota, Metazoa, Mollusca, Bivalvia, Mytilida, Mytilidae. Gene Ontology annotation, molecular function: flavin adenine dinucleotide binding; long-chain fatty acyl-CoA dehydrogenase activity. The record is from RefSeq and is a predicted model, not a curated record.